Molecule: messenger RNA, 417 nt
Organism: Acanthoscelides obtectus
Lineage: Eukaryota; Metazoa; Arthropoda; Insecta; Coleoptera; Chrysomelidae
Source: the annotation of a GenBank genome assembly
AUGACUAGCAGCAAUGAUCUAAGUAAUACAGAGCUGCUCUCUAAAUUAGUGGAAUUAAUAAAAAAAGAGAGCAACAGUGUUAAAAGUGAAAUCAAGCAAGAGAUCCAAGAAAUAAAACUAGAGAACGCGAAAAUUUUGAAUCUUGUAAAACAGCAAGACGAAAAGCUCGAAUUACUGGAAAAAUCAUACAAAAAACUGGAGCAACAGAAUUUACAAUUGGAAAGAGCCAUCCGGAAAAAUAAUAUACUUGUAUUUGGACUGGAAGUUGAUAGCAAAACUGCUAAUCUAGCAGAUAUAGCAACAGGGAAAUUAAACGACCUUUUAGGAAUAAACAUAUCUAACAACGAUUUACAAAAUAUAUACGGAAUUGCCAAAACAAAAGCGGAGAAAGCCAAAAGUACUAGAUAUUUAAUCUGA